Aspergillus bombycis is the source of this 3771-nucleotide messenger RNA. RefSeq names its product chitin synthase activator (Chs3). The transcript is spliced from 7 exons. Gene Ontology annotation, molecular function: oxidoreductase activity, acting on single donors with incorporation of molecular oxygen; protein binding; ferrous iron binding. The record is from RefSeq and is a predicted model, not a curated record. The coding region runs from base 1 to 3771 and encodes 1256 amino acids. Lineage: Eukaryota; Fungi; Ascomycota; Eurotiomycetes; Eurotiales; Aspergillaceae.
AUGGCUUACCCUCAGCAUCCAGCGCAGAGGCCUCCGCCCGUGAGAAACUACGGCCCUCGUCCCUCUCGGCCCGCAGGCCCGCCGCAAGACGGACAUUUUGACCAAGGAUAUGAUUACGGUUACCCGUCUGGUAAUGGAGGCUAUGACGAUGUUGGAUACGGUUAUCCGGGUGACCAAGCAGUCCCGAGAUCAUACGGACCUCCACGAGGUGCUCCACGCCCACCGCGGGGAGGUUAUGGCCCUCCCAUGGAGCCACGACCUGAUCGCGGAUAUGCGCCAAGAGGUCGACCGCCGCCAAACCGAUACGAUGCGCCUCGUGGCUAUGGUGACAGGCGAGCGCCGUCAAGGCAAGAUCGCUCAAGGCCUCCCCCUCGUCCUGUGCCGCCUCCCUCCAACGCAGCGUGGGACAAUCCGUUUCCGAUAUUUCCCUCCCAGGAACCUCGCAGCCGGUCCGGCUCAACUUCAACAGGAAUUGAAACUGGAAUGGCGAGGAUGGAUCUCAAUGGCCCAAUGUCGCCUGUAACUGUGCCAGACCGUCCGCAUACGUCGCACGGACGACGGCAGGAGAUGCCUCGACAACCGCCCCCUGGCUCCGCUGGACGGGGUAGGGGAGAUUAUCCUGCUGGUCCCGUAAGAUCUGCGAGCCAAGGGCGCCCGACGACCGGACGGUCUGAUCGGAGUGAGCGGAGUGAGCGGUCUUAUACUGACCCUAAUGGACCACCGCCGAUACCGCAUAUCAAUAGGAGCGCAACCAUGCCCGCUACAGCUGCACCGACAAUGACACCACCGGUGGCCCCGCCCGUGCCUAAGCCAAUGUAUCCCGGACAGGCGACAUACCAAGACCCCACAUUUGCCGCGAAAAGCAAUGCGCACAAGUCUCUCCACGUCGACGCAUUACUGGAUAGCUAUUAUAGCACGGCCCACGCAGAUGAGCCCGAUAUGCCUAAUUUCGAUGCUAUGCCUGAUGGUGGCCAUGGUGGUGCAAUCGACGAAAGUUUGCCCGGAUUAGAACAGCCGAAACCCAAAACACCUGCUCCUCCCGCUCCUCAGGGCCAGUACGCGGCGUUCAGCCCGCAGCCCACCGAAGUUCAUCAUGUCCAAUCUCAGCCGGAGAUAAGACCAGGGGUUGUGCCAAAUCAAUUCGAGAAUGCAGGAUUCCACUUUGACCUCCCUGCAUCAGCACCCGCUGCGCAGUACCAGGAGGGGAUGGAUUACGGGUUCGGCUAUGAAGAUCCUAUGCAGACUCCACACCAACAACAUGGUAGCUGGGGGUCGCAAAUGAAUGCAUACCCCGAUGAACAGACUGGGUACGCAAGCCGCGGUGGCUCCAUUCGCAGCAAUGGACCUCAGCCGUACCGGGCCAAUCAACCCACAUAUGCGAACGAAGCGCCGCCCCCAGUCGUGAAUCAGAUGGACCCGGUAGACCCCGAGCAAAACCCCGAUGCGCUACCUCACCAUCCUGCACCUUUCCGGCCCGGACACGAUCAGGGUAGCAAGCCAGCACCUGUACGCCAGUACAACAGCGCGGCUGACUCCGCACCGCCUCCUAUUGCCGCGCAGCAAGGCACUCCGGCUGAUUCCCCCGCCGGGCCAGUGACGCAAGAAGAGCUUCAACAGUUGCAGCGGGUGGCCAAGAGCAAUCCUUCGGACAAGAAGACCCAACUGUUACUCGCCCAGAAGCUGGCCGAGGCCUCGGUGGUACUUGUUGAGAGCAGUCGGCUAGAUCCCAAGUCCAAGGCGAAAGCGAGGGAGAAGUAUGCGAUGGAUGCUUACAAAAUCGUCAAAAAGCUUGUGUCCAGCGGAUAUGCGGACGCACAAUUUUUCUUGGCGGACUGCUACGGUCAAGGGCUAUUGGGCCUUCAGGUUGAUCACAAAGAAGCUUUCCACUUGUACCAAACGGCUGCUAAGCAGGGGCAUGGCCAGUCGGCGUACCGCACGGCUGUGUGUUGUGAAAUUGGCGCGGAAGAAGGCGGUGGUACCAAGCGCGAUCCGUUCAAGGCAGUGCAUUGGUAUAAGCGUGCUGCAUCUUUGGGAGAUCCACCAGCGAUGUAUAAGAUGGGAAUGAUUAUGCUUAAGGGGCUUCUCGGGCAAGCCAAGAACCCUCGCGAGGGUAUCUCCUGGCUGAAGCGUGCCGCAGAACGUGCUGAUGCCGAGAACCCACACGCACUGCAUGAACUUGCGCUCAUGUAUGCUAAUGCGGGCCCGAAUGACAUAGUCAUUCGUGAUGAGGCGUAUGCUAGUCAGCUAUACCACCAAGCUGCCGAACUGGGGUAUAAGUUCUCCCAGUUCCAACUAGCCACUGCGUACGAGUAUGGGUUGAUGGGGUGCCCCGUGGACCCCCGGCAGAGUAUCUUUUGGUAUACUCAUGCGGCUGCGCAGGGCGAGCACCAGAGUGAGCUUGCCCUGAGCGGAUGGUAUCUGACUGGCGCGGAGGGGAUUCUGCAGCAGAGCGACACGGAAGCCUACCUCUGGGCACGCAAGGCCGCCACUUCCAGUCUUGCAAAGGCAGAAUAUGCAAUGGGUUACUAUACCGAGGUUGGAAUCGGAGUCACCGCCAAUAUGGAGGAUGCCAAGCGAUGGUAUUGGCGGGCAGCUGCCCAAGGAUUCCCGAAAGCCCGCGAACGUCUGGAAGAAAUCAAGAAGGGAGGCGCCCAGAUGCAGAAAGCCCGGCUUUCUCGGUCUGGUACCAACCAACAGAAGCAAAACGAAGGCGACUGCAUUCUCAUAAAACCAUUCCCACUCACAGCGCUCGCCAUCCUCACUGUCCUCAUCGCAGUAUCGCUGGCCUUCUUCAUAGGCUACAAUACCAACAAGAACAUAGAGGAGUACCGGGACUCCCAAGCCGCCAACCUGUUAGGUCUCAAACGAUUCUUCACAAGUGCUCCUCCCGCUGUAAGUAGGAAGGUCUCUAAGACAGCGGCUGGUAGUGAGAAGAUGGGUCGAACGCCGAUUUAUUUUUUGAGUCAUGGGGGUCCGAAUGUCAUGUACCAGACGGAUCACCCGGCGUAUAAGAAGCUGGGGCAGAUUGGCAAGGAGAUUACGACCAAGGUGAAGCCGAAGGCUGUGGUGGUUUUCUCGGCGCAUUGGCAGGCCGGUAGGGAUACGGUUCAGGUUAAUACGGCUGAGAUUACGGAUUUGAUCUAUGAUUUCUACGGCUUCCCCAGCCAUUAUUACAAGGAGAAGUACCCCAAUGUGGGCAGCAGGGAGGUCGCGAAUAAGGUGCUUGAUCUGCUUGGGAAAGCGGGGAUCAAGGCGGAAGGUGUGAAAAGAGGAUUGGAUCAUGGUGUGUGGGCGAGUUUCAAGUGUGCGUUUGAGCCUGAGUCAAACCCGUUGAACGUGCCCAUUGUGCAGGUUUCGUUGUUCAAGAACGAGGAUCCUGUCGCGCAUUACCGGCUCGGACAGGCCGUGUCUAGCCUCCGCGAUGAAAAUAUCCUCAUAAUCGUCUCUGGAAUGGCGGUCCACAACCUGCGCGAUCUGUUUUUCUCCAUGAACGAUUCGCGGCCGCUGCCGUACACCACCAGCUUCGAUGAGGCGUUGAAGAAAGCGGCCACGGCUCCCCCGGUGGAGAGAGAACAGGCCCUGGCGGAUCUGUUGAAGAGACCUGAUGCUCGGCAGGCACAUCCGACCUUUGACCAUCUGCUUCCCAUUCACGUUGGCGCCGGAGCUGCGGGAGAUGAUGUCGGCAAGAGGCUGUGGACGAUGGGUGAGGGCAGUAUGAGCUGGGCGCAGUUUAGAUUCGGUCAGGUAGCCAACAGUAGUAGUUCUCUGUGA